Lindgomyces ingoldianus is the source of this 1383-nucleotide messenger RNA. RefSeq names its product MFS general substrate transporter. Gene Ontology annotation, biological process: transmembrane transport. Gene Ontology annotation, molecular function: transmembrane transporter activity. Bases 1 to 1383 code for a protein of 460 amino acids. The transcript is spliced from 3 exons. The record is from RefSeq and is a predicted model, not a curated record. NCBI's taxonomy places the organism in Eukaryota, Fungi, Ascomycota, Dothideomycetes, Pleosporales, Lindgomycetaceae.
AUGUUGAAGGACCUGGCUCAUGAUGAGACAACCCCUCCAAUUGGACUGAAAUGGCGGUCUAACACCUUCUUUAUCAUAUGCGUUGUUGGCCUGGGGACUUUUACCGACAUGUUUCUAUAUGGGCUUAUCGUCCCCGUCCUGCCUUUUAUGCUUCAAGAUCGAGUUCAUGUCCCUGAUUCAGAGAUCCAGACGACACUGUCGUCCCUUCUGGCCAUUUAUGCUGCAGCAUCAUGUCUCGCAUCGCCGGUAGCUGGUAUUCUUGCAGAUAGACUAUCAUCGUCCCGCCAGCUGCCGUUCUUGCUUGGCCUUAUCCUUUUAUUACUCUCAACUAUCCUUCUGGCUGUAGGACGGACUGUCCCGGUCUUGGCCAUUGCAAGAUUCCUUCAGGGGGCGUCUGGGGGUACGGUCUGGACAAUAGGGUUGGCACUUCUCAUCGAAACUGUUGGGCAGGAAAACCUUGGAAAGACAAUUGGGUCAAUUUUUAGUUUCAUCUCCGUCGCUGGUCUAUUCGCGCCCGUAGUUGGCGGGAUACUAUAUGCCAAAACUGGUUAUGUUGGGGUUUUUGGUCUUGGGGUUGCCUUUGUGAUCAUCGAUUUCAUCGGCCGCCUCCUCAUGAUCGAGAAAAAGGUUGCCGAUAAAUACAUCGACUCAUCCCCAGAUACAUCGACUCGGGAGAAUGCAUCCUCAACCUCCAACACUACUGACGAAUCUACGCCUCUUCUGCCCCGAGCCUCGUCAUCAACAUCAACCAAAUAUCAUCUUCCCCAGCCUAAGUCUCGCCUAACCCGUCUCCUCCCAAUCCUCCUCGUUCUAAAGGACCCCGGCCUCCUGACAGCCCUCUUCAUCGGCUUCAUCCAAGCAUUCCUUCUCGGUGCGUACGAUGCUACAGUUCCCUUAGUCGCCUCGACUCGCUAUGGCUUCGACAGCCUCAAAGCUGGCCUGCUAUUCCUCCCUCUCGGCGGCGCUGAUUUCUUCCUCGGGCCUGUGUUUGGAUGGUGCGUCGAUCGGUGGGGCACCAAACCAAUUUCUCUAGGCCACCAGAUUGCGCUGUAUGCUUGUCUUCUCGCACUGAAUGGGAUUGGUUUGGCGAUUAUAAACUCGGCAUCCAUUGUUGAGUCCGGCGCGGUAUUGGAGAAGUAUUGGAAGGCAAACCCAGCGCUGUUUGAGGGCCAAGCACCGUAUGCUCAACUUUAUGGAAUUAAUAGUAUGAUCUGGAGUUUAGGCCUGACUGUGGGACCUUUGGUCAGCGGAGCGCUGAGGGAGAUGAUUGGGUACGGAAACAUGAAUGCUGUGUUAGCAAGCAUAUGUGGACUUACUACUGUUUUGGCGAUAAUGUUUGUAGGACGCAAAGACGACGGCGAAGCCAGUGAGAAUGAGAUAUGA